AUGCCUACCACUUCUACUCUACAACAUAUAUUUGGGCGUCAAACGCUUAUUCUUACGAGACGUUGGGAGAAAUUUGCACAGAGACAGGCGACGACGUUCGAACGAUUGACCUUCCUCCACCGUUGCCGCGAUCAUGGCGUGUUACCGAAGUCUCUUCGUUUCAAACCAACGCUGUCGAAUGAGACUUGGAGAUCCCUUGAGUACAAAUACGGAUGGCGCGUUCUGGGGGCUAUAAUAUCUGACGUCCACAAUAGACUUCGCAGAUUCGAAACCACUCUUGCUGACCUUAAAAAUCAGUGUGCUUCAGCCUUACCUGAAAAUGUACUCGAGGAGGUGCAACAGCGAAUCAAUGUCACAGCCAAGGAUGCGAGAUUGAAGAAGAGAGUUGACCUCCAGAUGAAACUCCAGUCUCUGCUCCGCCCCAUGAAUGAAAGAGGUAUGGCCACGAGAGUUGUUAACCUCUCGCAAAGGAAUCUCCUACCGGCUGAAAUCAACCUCCUGUCUAAGGGAAUAGGAUUUAAUCCCACGGAUGCUACACCUACCAACUUUCUAGCUGGUCUCGAAUCCAUUCUACUGACCUCUGUCCUGCCUGAAGACAAGCGCGCGGACAUACGCAGCUGUGCCACUGGUAUCCUCCGGCAAAAAAGACACCAGCAAACUCUACCGGCCGAAGAAGCGCAAGGAUUGCGAGCACUGAAAUCGGACCACAGCAUCGUUGUUGUUCCUGCCGACAAAGGUGGCGCUACCGUCAUCAUGGACAAAACUGACUACGUCAACAAGGCGAAUAUAAUCUUCAGUGACACGGAUUCUUACACCAUUCUCACCGAAGACCCAACGAAAAAGCAAGCCGCAGCCAUCAAGAAAAAGGUUAAUGAGCUUGCUCGUCUGAAAGUCAUAAGUCCAGAUGACUCAAAGUUUAUGACCCUCAGUGAUCCCCAUGUCGCACACGCAUACGGUCUCCCAAAGGUUCACAAAGUUGGUGCCCCACUGAGGAUUAUAGUACCGCUCAUCGGAUCCCCUACCUACAAUUUAGCCAAGUGGCUGUACAAGCAUCUGAAGCCGCUAACUCACGGAUCUCGCUACAGCAUUAACAGCUCCCACGAAUUCCUCAACCGGAUUGACGGCCUCAAUGUAAGCACUGAUGAAUGCUUCUUGUCUUUUGACGUCGUUGCCUUAUUUUCUUCUAUACCGCACGACUUGGCAAUUGACUGCGUAGCCCAACGGCUACAGGACAAUCCUGAUGGUAUCCCAGCGCACCACGUUAUAGAACUGCUCCAACUGUGCCUUAAGAACUAUUGUAAGUUCGACAAUAAGUACUACCAACAGGUGAAGGGAAGUCCAAUGGGCUCCCCAAUAUCCGGUCUACUCGCCGAACUAGUGCUACAGCGACUAGAACAUGAGGUUUUUCAAACUCUCAACCCCAAAAUGUGGCUCCGCUAUGUAGACGACACCUUUGUCGUAAUAAAGAACCGCGACGUCGAAAGGCUACAUCAGAGGCUGAAUGAAGUCUUUCCGGCCAUACAAUUUACCCUCGAAGAGGCAGUAGGAGACAGUCUGUCGUUUCUGGACGUGAAAAUACAAAGGCUGGAUGACGGUAACCUCGCAACCAGCGUCCAUAGAAAAGGGUCUGAUUCUGAGAUCAUCCUCAAUUAUGGAAGCAAUCACCCUGCGGCUCACAAAAGAAGCUGCGUCCGAACCCUCUUCCACCGGGCCUACCGGUAUUGCAGCAAUGAAGAUCUGCUGAAGAAAGAACUAGGCUUUCUAUAUCGGCUAUUUCGAUCUAACGGAUACCCAGUCAGUUUCGUGAAGAACUGCCUCAGACGUCAGGCACAACCUCGAGACCCCUCCUCAGAUGGAGUAACCGUGACGCGGAAAUUCUUCUCCCUGCCCUAUAUGCAGGGGACCUCAGAAAUGAUCGCCCGUCAGUUAAGUCAGUUCGGUAUUCACGUUUCCCACAAGCCUGCAUCCUCGCUGCGCACAGUCUUAACUCGAGUAAAGGAUUCUAUCCCCAAAGAGGAACAGACUAACGUCAUUCAUCGCAUCCCGUGUGCCAAUUGUCCCUGCGUAUAUGUUGGUCAUACAGGACGACGCCUGGGAACUCGUAUUAAUGAACACAAACUAGCUGUCCGUCGCCGUGAUCCAUUGUCCCUCGUCUUUGCACACGCACUCCAGUGCGACCACCGUUUUAAUUGGGAUAACACAGAGGUCAUCGCCACGGCCAACACAAAACGGGCGAGAGAAUUCCUAGAGGCAUGGCACUCUAACGCGGAUAGCAUCAACCGCCAUGUUGACCUAGACGUCCAUUAUGAGGGCCUAAGAUCACGCCUCACUAAGCCGAGCCCCACGCCGCAUCAGCAGCCGCUAAUCCAGGCGCCCGCAGUUCUGCCAACCUACCAUUCUCCCUCCCCUCCAACACGGCAGCCGUAA
Messenger RNA from Spirometra erinaceieuropaei, 2427 nucleotides. The record is from the annotation of a GenBank genome assembly. Lineage: Eukaryota; Metazoa; Platyhelminthes; Cestoda; Diphyllobothriidea; Diphyllobothriidae.